Molecule: messenger RNA, 804 nt
Organism: Arabis nemorensis
Lineage: Eukaryota; Viridiplantae; Streptophyta; Magnoliopsida; Brassicales; Brassicaceae
Source: the annotation of a GenBank genome assembly
AUGUCUACUCAAACCAUAUCAAACCCAAGAACGACAACAAAGUGCCUUCUCAGGAUGGUGUUGUCAAAUGUGGUAUUGGUCAGGAUCAUUUGGCCUGAUUUUAGUGAUGGAAUCGUAAUUUUGCGUCGCCUUGUUUUGACUCUCGGAGGAAAAGAUUGCACUUUUGAUGAUCGGCUGUUAACAUCUGCUAUUGCAAAAUACAAGCAAGUGCUGAAGAAGCUAGAUGAUAAAUUGAGGAGGACCGCAGAAAAACAUGUCUCUGACGGGAAUGGCUUCUCCAGGGAGACUAUAGAGUCGUCUAAAUACAUUUCUGACCUGUGGAAGUCUCUCUUCGACGAAGAAGUGGAGGCAAGGAGUAGGAUUAUUAGCGACCUGUUUCAGCCUAUUUUGAGCGGCGAAUAUUGGCAAAGCGAGAUACCAACACUACCAGUACUUUCUCUUUACAUUUUAGGGAAAGAUUUUGCAAAGGAGGAGAUGAGAGAGGAGGUUGCUCGUCUAGGAGUUAAGCUCUCGCUAUACGUGGCUGAUUCGAUGUUCUUACUUUGUGAUGACAUUCGUUGCAUGUUACGGUUCUGCUUUAAGUUAUGGAGAGAUGCAAAGAUGGACCUGACACCUUGUAGUCCCGUGGUGGAAAAGCUGCUUCGUGUUAUUCAUUAUGUCUACUUGACACAUAUCAAACCGAAGAAUGGAGUAUAUCAGAUUGGUGGCAAAUCAGCCCAUUGGGAUUUGAUUUUGACAACUUGUUGGGAGAAUUUUUGUACUGGAUUCUCCAAGGACAAGGAAGCUGGGAAGAUGAUGGCCUAG